Molecule: messenger RNA, 5281 nt
Organism: Trichomycterus rosablanca
Lineage: Eukaryota; Metazoa; Chordata; Actinopteri; Siluriformes; Trichomycteridae
Gene: arhgap45b
Product: Rho GTPase activating protein 45b
Exons: 23
Coding region: 121-3603 (1160 amino acids)
Biological process (GO): activation of GTPase activity; signal transduction
Cellular component (GO): membrane
Molecular function (GO): GTPase activator activity
Source: RefSeq, a predicted model, not a curated record
CACAAGCUCUGUGUGUUUAAAACUACUACAUAAAGGAAUGUAUUCAGCUGCAGUGUCUCACAGUAUGAGAUAAAUGUUGAUUAUAAAAACUUACAUUAAUAUUAGUGAAUAUUAGAAAGGAUGUUAAAACGUGGAGCAGGUUCUAAAGCCAGCUAUAGUCCUUAUUCAACAGGACAGAGAGUCAAAAAAUCUGAACACAAAGCAAAACUGGAUCUAUUACCAAACAAAGCAAACGUCUGGCUCAAACAGCUGUCCAUUCUCCAAGAGCAGCCUCGGAAAGAUGGCACUGAUCCUAGUCCUCCCAUUUCCUCCACUCUCUCCUCCACCUCUUCAAGCCUUUGCUCACCUGUUGUGGAAUCCCAGAGCAGCCCGAGCACUCCUUCUUCCCACCAGGGCAAGGUGAUAGGCUGCCCAUCGCCGGCCGGCACACUGAAGAGGCCCACAACUCUGAGCCGAAAUCCCAGCGGUGUGGGAUCCCCACUGCAGUCAUGGGUGUUUAGUAAGGGCCAGGGUCGAGCUGCCAUUGCACAGAGUCCACAGGCUGAGGCUGUGGACAUGCCAGUAGCCAUUGAGGUGGAGGACAUCCCUGCUCUACUGCGAGUCGUGGCACACUUUGCAGAGGCUGUGGAGAAACUUAAAGAUGUGGUGAUGGAAGACAAACAAGAAAACCGGCGCCCGCUGGCUCAUGAGUGUCUGGGCGAGGUGCUACGAAUCCUGCGUCAGGUCAUCAACAUGUACCCGCUCCUCAACACUGUGGAGACUCUUACCGCUGCUGGCAAGCUUAUCUCUCAGGUCAAAGGGUUCCAUUAUGAAGUCUGCAAUGAGAAUGACAAAAAGGACUUUGAGAAAGCUAUUGAGACCAUUGCAGUAGCUUUUAGCAACAAUGUCUCUGAGCUAUUGAUGGGAGAGGUUGACAGCAGCACUCUUUUAUCUGUAAUGCCCACAGAGAAGAGCAGGUCUAUGGAGAACCUGUACAGGAUCUGUGGUCAGGAGAGUUUACACACACGGAGUGACUCAUCUGAAUUGGUUAUGAGUGCUGAGGAGGUGGACAUCCUUUUGCAGAGGAGUGAGGGCGGAGUCGACUCUGCUCUUACAUAUGCCAAGACCAUUUCCAAGUACAUAAAGGACCUCAUUGGCUACGUGGAGAAACGCAACACACUUGAGGUGGAGUUUUCCAAAGGCCUUCAGAGACUUUACCAGGGCUGCAAACAAACCAUUACUCAGCCACACAUGCCUUUCUUCUCCAUCUACUCUUUGGCUCUGGAGCAGGAUCUGGACCAAAGUGCAGGAAUACAGCAGGCUGCAGCCACUCUGCACAACCAAACCUUCAUACAGCCUCUGAUGCACCGUAAACAGGAGCAUGAGAAGAAACGAAAAGAGCUUAAAGAACAGUGGCUCAAAGCCAGGAGGAAGUUGAUGGAGUCUGAGGUCAAUUUGCGAAGGGCUAAGCAGAUCUAUCACACCCGCUACGAGGAAUAUGAAAAAGCUAAAUCUGCAGCUAACAGAGCUGAGGAGGAAGGUGGCAGCUCCACAGGCAAAAAGAAACGAGUGGAGGAAGAAGCUCGGAACAAGGCUGAGGAAGCCGAGGCUACAUACCGUGUGUGUGUUGCAGAUGCCACACAGCAACAGCAGGAGCUGGAGCACACAAAAGUUACUGUGCUAAGACAAAUUCAGGAGGUUAUCAAGCAGAGCGAUCAGACUCUACGUUCUGCUACUAUUUCAUACUACCAGAUUAUGCACAUGCAGACGGUGGGGUUACCAGUGCAUUACCAGACUUUGUGUGAGAGCAGUAAGCUGUACGAUCCGGGCCAGCAGUACGCCACCCAUGUCAAUGAGCUUCAGAUGAGCGAGGAGCCUGAAGUCAAUUAUAACUUUGAGCCCUACUCUGCCUCCAGCCAGUGCGCCUCACACACAGGGCAGGCAGUCAGAGUGCGCAGUGACAGCUCCAACUCUCCAGACACUCAGAGUAGCACUGAGAACCCAGUCACUGCAGAACAUCAGAAAGAGGAGCACAGCAAAGGACGUGGUCACAUGACCCAUAAAUCAUGGGGCUCUACAGUAAGUGACUCAGACAGUGUGGUUGGAGGAAAUGGUCUUGGCUCUCCCACCACCAGCACAGGUGACAUCAGUAAAAUUGUACGUACAUCAUCCACAGGGACUAUGUCCUCAAAUGAGGAUGCAGACGAAAAAGAUGGAAACAUGGCUUCUUUUGAAACUUCUAACAUCAAUGGCAUCGAGCCUGAUAUUGUGGUGCCAACUGGGCCAUUUAGAAACGUGGGGCUGUCCAAAGCUGCACAGACACACAGACUGCGGAAACUGCGCUCUCCAGCAAAGUGCCGUCAGUGUGACAGCUACGUGUACUUUCAGGGAGCAGAGUGUGAGGAGUGUUUCCUGUCAUGCCAUAAGCGCUGUUUGGAGACUCUGGCUAUUCAGUGUGGCCAUAAGAAACUGCAGGGCCGCCUCCAGCUUUUUGGCGAGGAAUUCUCCCUGAUAUCCUCCAACAGCACUGAUGGAAUUCCCUUCAUCCUCAAGAAAUGCAUCUGUGAAAUUGAACGGAGGGCACUCAGGAUGAAGGGCAUUUAUCGGGUCAAUGGGGUAAAAACGAGGGUAGAGAAACUGUGCCAGGCCUUCGAGAAUGGCAAGGAGCUGGUGGAGCUCUCACAAUCCUCUCCUCAUGACAUCAGUAAUGUGCUUAAACUCUACCUGAGACAGCUACCAGAGCCCAUCAUGCUUUUCCGCCUGUAUAACAGUCUGAUGGGCUUGGCGAAGGAGAGCUUGGCCAUAGUGGGUCCUGAGGGGGCUGAGGCUGGAAAGGGGCCUGAUCUGGUAGAUCUGGGCCCUGAGACAGAUCCUGAGCUGAUGAAGCCGGUACACAGGCUGAAGGAGCUUCUUACAGAAUUGCCCAAAUCUAACAUGACCACUCUGCGCUACAUAGCACGCCACCUCCGCAGGAUUGCUGAGCUGGAAGAAGAAAAUAAAAUGAGUCCCAGUAAUCUGGGCAUUGUGUUUGGGCCUUCACUGAUGCGACCCAGGCCCUCAGGGGCCACAGUGUCCCUUUCAUCUCUUGUGGAUUACCCCUACCAGGCCCGCAUUGUAGAGACCCUCAUUGUGUUUUACCCUACUAUCUUCCCAUCUGAUUCAAACCGCUCCGGUGGUACCAGUGCAGUCCUCUCCCCAUCACGACAGCAGGAGAUCAGCAUUGAUGGGGAGAACCUGAGUACAAAUGAUGACGAUGAUGCCAUCCAUGCUGAAGAACAUGAAGAGAGUGAGGAAGACAAAAUACAAGAAAACAUGAUGGUCAGACAGGGGUCGCUAGAGCACAGUCUGGAUUCUGACUCUGAGCUGGAGGAGGAAAGAGGAGGGUUUGAACCACAGCCACACAGCCCAAUCAACAACGAGGACCCAGAUUUUGUUCUUGCUACUACAGAGCUGCAGAGUAACUCUGGAUUAGAUAGUGAACCCCCUGCUCUGCCUGAUAGUGAACCGCCCGAACUCGAGAGUCCAGAUGAGCCACCAACCAGCUCACUCGCCCAGCUCAACAUCAACCAGUCCAACAACAACUCAGUGGCUCUAGCGGUGUUUAGCAUCAAUGCAGAGAAGUAGAAAUUGUACAAGUACAGGGACUAAGGAAAUACAUAUAUACUCCAGUGUUUUUCAGUUUCAUUUAUAUCUACCAUAUCUAUAGUAUAUGUGCAAUUAGCACAACCAAUCAUUUCAGCCCAGCACAGUCCCCAAAAAAACUCCAAACUUAAAAUGGAAAUCUGAUAUAAGGUUUAAUUACAUACAUAUAAAUGAUCUGAAUCUAUAUUACUGUAUUUCGGCAAUGAUCUGAUUUUUCAAGGAUCUGAAAUUGUAAAUCAGAGUAUAGCUUUGUCAGAUUUUGUGCUACGUAGUGUGUUAGUAUGCAGUUUAAUGGCAUCGUUUCUGUGUUUUGUUCAAAACAAAGACAGCAUGGCGGAAGAAAGCAUUAUGUGCUAUAAAAUAUAAAACUCCCAAAUCAAUAUUUACCAUUAACAAGAGAAAAAAACUAAAUAAUCUAACCUGUGCUUUAUUGUGUUUAGGGGAUCUACAAGUUCUUAAAUGUUAACUUGAAUAAAAUUUUACUAAUUUAAGGACAAAUUUAAGUUUGAUAGGUUUCUGCCUUGUGCCCAGUGUUUCCCAGUAAAACCUGCCUCGACCCUGACCAGGAUAAAAUGGUUAACGGAAAUUAAAUGAUAAAUGAAAGAUAAUAUGCAGCGACCAGUGUUAGGCAGCGGUUUAUAUUAAACACUAGCUUACAUUAGUGCCGUGCUUCCUUAUAGAGCAAUGAGCCAGAUGAAAAAGUACUGAUUUAACGACGCCCCUGAUGUACAAUGUGGGAUAUGCAAGAUUUUAAGAUGCUUUUGAAAUCUAUGUAACAGCUAGUGAAAUUUCUACUAUUUCUCACCAAUAUUCAUUAAUACUUUACUGCCUGCAAAUCCCCUAACAGAUGAUUUAUAUUAAGCAUUAUAUUUACAGCAUCCACUGUGAUUUAAUGUUAUGCUCUAUAAGGUUUAUCCUAUUUACAGGGUUUGUCAUGUUAUGUCAGUGUGCUGUCAUCGCUUUGUGAUGGUUGGCUGCACAGAUGGGUCAGCUCUAAGGCUAUAUGGUAUAAUAUAUUUAAAAUAUUUUUAAAAAAAAGUUUUGUUUUUAUAUUUUACAUUGCGUAUUGUUUAGGGGGAAAUAUUGUACAUUCUACUGCCCGAUAUUAGCUUACUUACUAAAGUAACAUAUUGGAAAAUUUAUAGAUUUUUUUUACCUAACUCAGUUUGUACUGUUAUCUCAUUAUUUUUUGUGUGCAGUUUUGAAUUGUCACAAAGUCAUUUAUUUCACACAUUUUUUUACAAAUAUAAACACAUUAUAAAUACAGGAUGGUAAAACCUUGGUAAUCACACAUAGACUACACAUGCGGUGAACAGUGAUCAGAAUGAAAAGGCUGGAGUAUUUAUUUAAAUGUAUAUGGGUACCUGGGAUAUCUUGCGUGCUGAAGCAGUAUGGUCCUUAUGCUGAGAUACUGUUGUGCAGCUCUUUGACUGUGAUCUGUUUUUCUGUCCUAUGAUGUACCUAUAAUUUGCAUGUGGAUAUUUUAAUGGUCACACUGUAGUGUAGUGGUGAGCUUAUGAUACUGUUUGUGAGACUGUGUAUUGUUAUUUACUGAUUCUGAGCAGUUUUGUUUGUAUUUUUGUAAAGCUUCAGUAGUGCAUUUUUAUCCAAACCAACAAUGGUAAAUUAUUAGAGUUUAAUUUCAUGUCCACCUAGUUCU